GGGGAGUUGAUCCACUUUAACUUUCUCAGAGACAGUAAUAACAACCCGUCAGUAAGAGGUUUAUUCCCUGCGUGGAGCUCACCUCCGUGUCCGUGGAUUGUAGCCUACGACUAAAGACUACCGUGAUUUUACAAGAGAAGAGACAGAGUUUAUUCUGGGGAUCUCCAGCGUUUUGAUGCUACAUUCCAGAAGCUUCUGCUGACCUCAGAGGACCAGACUGCGUACAAAAAUCACAUUUUUCAUUCUUUUAUCUCAUGGAUAUGGCUUUUCUGUGCAGGAGGGGAAGAAAGUGGGAGCUGAUUUGAGGUCAAUGCCUUUCUCCUCUCACCUCUGAGUCACAAGUCACCCUGAGGAGCUGCUAUAUUUACAGGGAGAGACCUAAAUAUUCCCCUGGCAUAUAAACCCUUGAUAGAUUUCUGCAUAAAGAGGCAUUGAAUUCAGUGAGCGUAUUUUCUAAAGAAAAAUGCCAGCAAAGACACCCAUCUACCUGAAAACUACGACCCCUAAGAAAGGUAAGAGGCAGAAGCUGCGGGACAUCCUCUCAGGGGACAUGAUCAGCCCCCCGCUAGGCGACGUUCGUCACAGCGCACACGUAGGACCUGAAGGCGAAGGGGACAUGUUUGGGGACAUCGGUUUCCUCCAGGGUAAAAUGGACAUGCUGCCAUCCCUGAGCCGGCCGCAGAACGGCCACGCCCGCUCCCACAGCGUGGAGAGACACAUGGGCGAGGGGUUCGCUGCCAGACACGAGACUCACAGCUACGCCUACAACGGCUUCCACUACCAGCACUCCUCUAACGGCCUGCUGAAAAACACUGUUUCCAUGCCAGUUUCCAUCGCCCACGAGCAGGCCCCGCCCAAACCGCCGCGCCUCCACCUGGAUGACCACGCUCCUCCCCCUCUGCAGCCUCAGCAGCAUCCUGAACCAAGCCAGUAUGACCUCCAGUCGCCUGGUGUGGCUUCAGAGCCCUGCAGAGACAUAGCCAUCCCUCCAACCAUGCGCAGGCUCGUCCCUUCCUCCGGCUCCUUCUCCGAGGUCUCCUCUGAAGACUCCAUGUCUGAGAUCUGCGGGCUCCAAGAUGUUCGCCGGGGCCUUAGCCUGGACUCUGACGCUGGCCUGAGCAAUGAGGACCUGAGGAGCGAGCAGAGCGACUCGCCCUGCGCCGCCUUCCAUCCGGCAGCCAUCACAGCCUCAUCUGGGGUGCUGCGGUCCGACUCCAUGGCCAGAUUGGACCUGGAUCUGGGCCCAUCCAUCCUGGACGAUGUCCUGAGUAUCAUGGACCGCUAUAAGACUGACGACAACCGCUGCGAGCUGUGAGGACAGAACUGUGAUGCUGACAUCUCUUAACAUGCUCAAAUAUGUUUUGUGAAAAUAAUGGAUGAAGGGAUUCAUCUAUUCUGGAACAUUAUGAAGUGCAGGACUGUCGCUGCUUAAGACACUUCUUCAGAACCUAAGCCCAUCAUGAAAACUGAAAAAUGCCUCUAGAGGACUUACUGCUCCCUUUUCUGCUCUCUUAAUAUUUAAACAUGCGAUAAAGACACUUGGAGUGAGAAACCAAACAGAUGCACAUUUAUUAUUAGAAACUACUCUAGAUAUACAUCUCCACUGCAGAGCUCAUAUCUGCCUAAUUCAAAAACAGCUUUAUGCCAUCUUCUGUCCAAUAACGUCUUCUCAGAGUUGCAGGUGAAAUGUGACUAACUUUAGAUGUUAUUUUGUCAGAUUUCAGUCGCCGCCUGCUGUUGCUAAACAGCAGCAACAUCUUUCUGACAUUAUUUCAUUUCUUUAAGAAAAGAAUCUCAGGAUCUCUAUUUUUGGUUUGGAAGCUUUAAGUGUAAGAAAAUAAAAGCAGAUGGUGUCGAUCACCCUCUGCUUAAAACGCCCUACUUUGUGAAGGCUUUGUUUCAGCCUGCCUGACAUGGAUUUUCUUCAUUAUCACAGUAGCCUACCAUUGAAAUGUCAUUUAUUCUGUAUAUAUCUAUGUAAAUCUAAAAUAAAGAUAUUCCAUUUUUUGAAAAUCAG
Cyprinodon variegatus (sheepshead minnow) is the source of this 2017-nucleotide messenger RNA. Its product is annotated as cdc42 effector protein 3-like. The coding region runs from base 464 to 1315 and encodes 283 amino acids. The record is from RefSeq and is a predicted model, not a curated record. Lineage: Eukaryota; Metazoa; Chordata; Actinopteri; Cyprinodontiformes; Cyprinodontidae. The transcript is spliced from 2 exons.